AGAACAGACAAAAUAUAUACAUGAUACAAGCAACAACCUAAAUAACACUAAAUAAAAAAAACAGAAAGACAUACAAUGCUGGGGAAAAGCCAGAGUUUCACCGGAAAGGGUUUCAAAACUGAGAGCGUGGCAGCCAGGAAGUCCACCAAAAAAGGCAUCCUAACCAAAAUGAAGAAGGGCCAUACCAAGAACCUUUUCCACUUUCCCAUCGGCUUCAAGAUAGACUCCGCCAUGGCUAAUGAUCGGGUGUCCGUCAAACGGGAUUAUGGAUAUAUGCAUUCCAAGGGGGCGUCCACUCCGUAUCCGCAGAAGACCCCGUCGAUAGAUGAGAUGUCCUUGGCGGCCAAACUGGAGUCGGAUAGUCUACUCGUGUCGGGGACGAGCAGCACCUCCUUUUGCACCUCGCCAUUGAAAAGUGUAACCUUGCUUUCAAAUGGAUUGACCUUUCAAAUGCGACGAAAACUCUUCGACGAGGGGGAGUUUACUGUCUGCAAGGGUCGCAAGAUGAGCGACGUCUACCAUAGGACAGAUGAGGAUCUGGAGGACUUGUCCGUACCCAACCAGCGAAUAGAUACCAGAAAUAAACCCUAUAGCAACUACAAAGACGUUAAGGAGUACUGCGCUGUGAACAACAUUGAAUUAACCCAGGGAUUCGGCGGCUAGCGACUCGGUGGCUUGUGGUCCUCAAUUGUUGUCAUCGAAUUAAGAGCGGGAAUAAAGUGCUGGGGCUGGGAUCUCCUCCAGCUCCUCGUCACCACCAUCUGUCACUCUUUCAGGUGUCAC
Messenger RNA from Drosophila subpulchrella, 783 nucleotides. RefSeq lists its product as uncharacterized. The record is from RefSeq and is a predicted model, not a curated record. The coding region runs from base 76 to 663 and encodes 195 amino acids. NCBI's taxonomy places the organism in Eukaryota, Metazoa, Arthropoda, Insecta, Diptera, Drosophilidae. The transcript has a single exon.